UGUUAAAUAUUCUUCUUAAAAUCAUUCUAAGCUGCUACCAGCUGCGCCCACACAAUCCAUUGAUUCAUUCAGUGAGCGAGAAAGUGAGAAGUUGUGGCCACCAAUUUUUAAUUUCAUUUUUAUAUAAAAGAAGAAGAAUCAUCAUCUGUAUACAUUACUAGCCAUUAGCUAAACAGACAAAUGUGUUUCAGAGUAUUAUUAGGAGUUUCUCUUCUUAUCUUGAUUUAUCUCAUUAAUCUUGCUCCUGCAUAUCCUCUUCACCACACCUUGCUUUCAGAAAUUGUGCAGAAUAGCAAGUUCGAAGAUAAGGGAAUACUAUAUGGAAGUAGGAUAGGAGGCGCUGGUCAUGGAGGCAGUUCACACGGAAAUGGAAAUGGAAAUUCAGGAUCACCUGAAACACGAGGAGGAGGAGCUGCACUUAUACCUGUUUAUGCAGCAGGUGCUGCAAACAAAAAUCACCAACAUCAGACCCGUCAUGGUGCUGCAAACUGCAACCUUAACAAAAUCAGAUUUUCCAACUUGCUUAUGAUCAUCCUGGUCUAUCCUCUCAUACUGUCAUUUUUGUUGUAAUAGAAAGCGCAAAAAAUAGUUCAUUGUAUAUUAUGUAACAACUGUUACAGGUCUUUCGAGAAAUAGUGCUGUCAUGGUCUACUGAUGUAUUUUGUUUAGGUUAAAUUUGUGACACUUUGCAGAAUGUAUCAAAUGCUGAUGAAUAAAACUUGUUUCGAAUGGCAAGGAAUA
Molecule: messenger RNA, 741 nt
Organism: Glycine soja
Lineage: Eukaryota; Viridiplantae; Streptophyta; Magnoliopsida; Fabales; Fabaceae
Exons: 2
Coding region: 181-570 (129 amino acids)
Source: RefSeq, a predicted model, not a curated record